AUGGGCGCGUACGGUGUAAGGGUGGUGACGGCGGCACUAUUGCUGUGUCUGCUGUUUUCAUCUGCCAGCUGCUACAUGCGAGACUUUUCGUAUAAACAUGAGAUCAACGAAAUGAGAGUUUGCAUCGGUACGAAUGGACGGAUGUCAGUGCCGGCGAAUCGCGAGUAUCACUUCAAAAAUUUGCGCGAUCGCUACACCAACUGUACGUACGUGGAUGGCAAUCUGGAGAUCACCUGGAUACAGAACAUCACCGACCUCAACUUUCUCCAGCACAUCCGCGAGGUGACGGGUUACGUGCUGCUCAGUCACAUCGAUCUGCCGCAGGUCAUCCUGCCGCGGCUACAAAUCAUCCGCGGCCGCACGACGUUCAAGCUGAACAAGUGGGAAGAAGCGUACGGGCUGUUCGUAUCGUUUUCGCACAUGAACACGCUGGAGUUGCCCGCGCUGCGCGACAUACUCGACGGAUCGGUUGGGUUCUUCAACAACUACAACCUGUGCCACGUGCGCACGAUCAACUGGGAGGAAAUUCUGUCCGCACCGCAGACGAGCAUGCAGUACACGUUCAACUUUUCGUCACCGGAGCGCGAAUGUGCACCCUGCCAUCCGUCGUGCGAGGCGGGCUGCUGGGGCGAGGGCGCCCACAACUGUCAACGGUUUAGCAAGCUGAACUGUUCGCCCCAGUGCUCCCAGGGUAGAUGCUUCGGUCCGAAGCCUCGCGAAUGUUGCCAUCUGUUCUGUGCCGGUGGAUGUACCGGUCCGACCCAGCAAGACUGUCUAGCGUGUAAGAACUUCUACGACGAUGGUGUCUGCAAGCAGGAGUGUCCACCGAUGCAGAUAUAUAACCCAACGAAUUACAUCUGGGAACCGAAUCCCGACGGCAAAUACGCUUACGGUGCGACCUGUGUGAGAAAGUGUCCCGAGCAUCUGCUGAAAGACAACGGGGCCUGUGUGAGAAAGUGUCCGAAGGGUAAGAUGCCUCACAACAGCGAGUGUGUACCGUGCAAAGGCGUAUGUCCAAAGACCUGUCCGGGCGAAGGUACGGUGCAUUCGGACAACAUUGGAAACUACAAAGACUGCACCAUCAUCGAAGGAUCGCUGGAGAUUCUCGAUCAAUCGUUCAACGGGUUCCAGCACGUGUACGCAAACUUCUCGUUCGGGCCACGCUACAUCAAGAUGGACCCGGAGCGGCUGGAGGUGUUUUCGACUGUGAAGGAGAUUACGGGUUUUAUCAACAUUCAGGCACACCACGAAAACUUUACCACAAUGAACUAUUUCCGCAACCUGGAAGUGGUUGGUGGACGUCAGCUGAAGGAGAAUUUGCUCGCCUCGGUGUACAUUGUGAAGACAUCACUGAAAUCGCUGGAAAUGAAGUCACUCAAGCGCGUCAAUUCGGGCUCGAUUGUGAUUCUGGAAAACAAUAAUCUGUGUUUCGUGGAGGAAAUUGAUUGGAGCGAAAUCAAGAAGAGUUCCGAACAUGAGAUCAUGGUUCAGAAGAAUCGUAAUGCUACCGAGUGUCAUGCGGAGGGAAUGCAAUGUUCGGAGCAGUGCUUCAGGACUGGAUGUUGGGGCAAAGGACCGGAGCAGUGUUUGGAAUGCAAAAAUGUCAAGUACAAAGGAAGAUGUCUGGAUAGCUGUAAGAGUUUGUCUAGAUUGUACCAAGUGGACUCCAAAACUUGCGAGGAUUGCCAUCCAGAAUGUAAGGACUUCUGUCACGGUCCGAAUGCGGAUCACUGUGGUUCCUGUGUGAAUGUGAAGGAUGGUCGCUUCUGCGUGGCGGAGUGUCCAAUCAUGAAGCAUGCAAUGAACGGCACGUGUAUCAACUGUCACAAAACGUGCGUUGGAUGCCGGGGUCCUCGAGAUACGAUCGCCCCCGAUGGUUGUAUCUCGUGCGAAAAGGCAAUUAUUGGUAGCGAUGCGACAAUCGAACGGUGCUUGAUGAAGGAUGAAUCUUGUCCAGAUGGAUACUACAGCGAUUCCGUGCUGCAAGAGGAAGGCCCCCUGAAGCAGUUGUCCGGCAAGGCAGUGUGUCGCAAGUGUCAUCCACGCUGCAAGAAGUGCACUGGGUACGGUUUCCACGAACAGUUCUGCCAGGAAUGUACCGGCUACAAGAAGGGUGAACAGUGUGAAGACGAAUGCCCGCAGGAUUACCACGCGAACGAGGAAUCGCGCGUCUGCGUGCCCUGCCAUCAGGAGUGUCGCGGCUGUCACGGGCUCGGUGCGGAUCACUGUGACGAGUGCCGCAAUCUGAAACUCUUCGAAGGUGACCCGUACGAUAACUCGACCGCGUUCACCUGCGUCUCGAACUGCCCGGCAUCGCAUCCUUACAAACGCUUCCCACAGGAAGCGGGUAAGCUUGGCCCGUACUGCUCGGCGGACUCACUCCAGAGUGGGCUACAAAUUGAGCCACAGACGCAGGUUAAGAUCGUGAUGGGCAGUGUGGUGGUGCUGGUGCUAGUAUGUAUAGUCUUCGGAAUAGUAUUCGUCAUGUUCAGCCGCCACAAGAACAAGAAGGAUGCCGUCAAGAUGACGAUGGCGCUGGCUGGGUGUGAAGAUUCGGAACCGCUGCGUCCGUCAAACGUUGGUCCAAACCUGACGAAGCUGCGCAUCAUCAAAGAGGCUGAGAUACGACGUGGAGGAGUGCUGGGUAUGGGAGCAUUCGGGCGUGUGUUCAAGGGUGUCUGGAUGCCGGAAGGCGAGAGUGUGAAGAUUCCGGUCGCUAUUAAGGUGCUGAUGGAGAUGUCCGGUUCGGAGUCAAGCAAGGAGUUCCUGGAGGAAGCGUACAUCAUGGCGUCAGUGGAGCACCCGAACUUGCUGAAACUGUUGGCCGUUUGUAUGACCUCACAAAUGAUGCUCAUCACUCAGCUGAUGCCACUCGGCUGUUUGCUAGACUACGUGCGCAGUAACAAGGACAAGAUUGGUUCCAAGGCUCUGCUCAACUGGUCCACGCAGAUUGCUCGCGGUAUGGCCUACUUGGAGGAACGCCGUCUGGUGCAUCGUGAUCUCGCCGCUCGUAACGUACUGGUUCAAACUCCGUCCUGUGUUAAAAUUACCGAUUUCGGUUUGGCGAAGCUGUUGGACUACGAUUCCGAUGAGUAUCGGGCGGCCGGUGGUAAGAUGCCGAUCAAGUGGCUUGCUCUGGAAUGCAUCCGGCAUCGUGUGUUCACAAGCAAGAGUGACGUAUGGGCGUUUGGUAUAACGAUUUGGGAGCUGCUCACGUACGGUGCCCGGCCGUACGAGAAUGUGCCCGCCAAGGACGUCCCGGAGCUGAUCGAAAUUGGACACAAACUGCCCCAGCCCGACAUUUGCUCACUGGAUGUGUACUGCAUUUUGCUUUCCUGCUGGGUGCUGGAUGCGGAUGCGAGACCCACGUUCAAACAGCUGGCCGAAACGUUCGCCGAGAAGGCGCGUGAUCCGGGCCGAUAUCUCAUGAUCCCGGGUGAUAAGUUUAUGCGCUUGCCGUCGUACACCAAUCAGGACGAGAAGGAUCUGAUACGUACGCUGGCGCCGGUUGCGAUGGCUGCUGCUGCGGCCGCCGCCUCAACCGUCGAUGUGCCUAGCACGAUUGCGGAGACGGACGAGUACCUGCAGCCAAAAACGAGACCCUCGAUCAUGCUACCGGGACCGUCGGCGGUUGAUCCGUCCGAUGAGGUACCAAAGUCACUGCGUUAUUGCAAGGAUCCGCUCAAGCCGGACGACGAAACGGACGGCAAUGGUAAGGAGGUCGGUGUCGGUGGCAUCCGGCUGAACCUGCCGCUGGACGAAGAUGAUUACCUGAUGCCAACUUGCCAAAGCCAAAACCAGUCCACGCCGGGCUACAUGGAUCUGAUCGGUGUACCGGCGAGCGUCGACAAUCCCGAGUACUUGAUGGGUUCGACGCCAGCCAUUGCCGGGGUUGCCCACGGUUCGAUGGGACCCCAUACGCCACCACCAAACUCUCCGCACGGGCUGCCAAUGCAAACGACCGCCCCGCACUCCCAGAUUCAACCGCAACCCAUUCAGCAACCACUGCAGGUACUGCAACAUCAGUACCAACAGCAACUUCAGCAACAGCAGCAGCAACAGCAACAGUUGCAGCACCACCACCAACAGCAACUGUCCCAAUCGUCACACCACUCUUCCUCCUCCAACGGACCCAACCCCUCCGUCAGCCAUACCCCUUCCCUCAGUAACGCUAGCAGCAGUGUCGGCCUGAAACCGUCCGAUUCCAUCAUCCAGAUGCAAACGGCCGGUGCGGGUCUGCAUCAGCAGCAAUCAUUACCACCGACGCAAACGAUCGGCAUCCCACUGUCACCGACGGAAACGGAAGCGACCUCCUCCGAACACGAGUACUACAACGAUCUGCAGCGCGAGCUGAUACCGUUGCAUCGUAACGAAACGACUGUUUAG
Anopheles marshallii is the source of this 4386-nucleotide messenger RNA. RefSeq names its product epidermal growth factor receptor (gene Egfr). The transcript has 7 exons. Gene Ontology annotation, biological process: protein phosphorylation; cell surface receptor protein tyrosine kinase signaling pathway; positive regulation of cell population proliferation. Gene Ontology annotation, molecular function: transmembrane receptor protein tyrosine kinase activity; ATP binding. The coding region runs from base 1 to 4386 and encodes 1461 amino acids. The record is from RefSeq and is a predicted model, not a curated record. Gene Ontology annotation, cellular component: basal plasma membrane; signaling receptor complex. NCBI's taxonomy places the organism in Eukaryota, Metazoa, Arthropoda, Insecta, Diptera, Culicidae.